This is a messenger RNA of Antrostomus carolinensis (chuck-will's-widow), 450 nucleotides long. RefSeq names its product leukotriene C4 synthase. Gene Ontology annotation, molecular function: leukotriene-C4 synthase activity; glutathione transferase activity; glutathione peroxidase activity. Gene Ontology annotation, biological process: leukotriene biosynthetic process. The coding region runs from base 1 to 450 and encodes 149 amino acids. NCBI's taxonomy places the organism in Eukaryota, Metazoa, Chordata, Aves, Caprimulgiformes, Caprimulgidae. The transcript is spliced from 5 exons. Gene Ontology annotation, cellular component: endoplasmic reticulum; nuclear envelope; membrane. The record is from RefSeq and is a predicted model, not a curated record.
AUGAGAAAUCAGAUAGACCUGUUGGCUGCUGUCACAGUUUUGGGAGUCCUGGAGCAAGCCUAUUUUGUGCUGCAGGUGAUCUAUGCCCGAAGGAAGCACAAGAUCUCCCCUCCUGAGACAAGAGGUCACCCCGAAUUUGAGCGGAUCUUCAGAGCUCAGGUGAAUUGCUCAGAGUACUUCCCGAUCUUCAUCUCGCUCCUCUGGGUUGCUGGAAUCUUCUUCCAUCAAGGUGUGGCUGCGGCAUGUGGGCUGCUGUACCUCUACACCCGCUUCAAGUAUUUCCAGGGAUACGCCGUGGAUGCGCAGGGACGAUUGAGGCCGCUGUAUGCCAGCACCUGGCUGCUCUGGCUGCUGCUGGGGCUGGCGGGGGGCGCACAUUUCCUGCUGCCCCGCUCCUCCACAUGGACGGCAGCUCUGGCACAGCCCCUCCAGCUACUCGGUGCCUGGUGA